AAUUCGGAAAAGCAUAACAAGUCGUCGUCGUCGUAGUCGCCAUCAUCAUCAUCAUCUUCUUCUUCUUCUUCUUGAAGAAACCUUUGCAAUUAUAUACUAUUUUUUCUCUUCAACCCAGAUUCUCCAAUCCUAUCUUGAUUUUCAGCAGGCUUAAUCUUGUCAUUAUCUUGGGAAAAUACCAAGACGUUGGUAUAAAAACUACACUCAGCUCAAAUUUCACGUAUCACUCAAAUUUUAGUACAACUACUACUCUCAAUCUAAAUACUUCUCCCUAUCUUGCUCUGUGAACUUUAUCUCUACAAUGGAAUUGGAGAGCAUACUGGGAUACCUGAAGAACAAGACUAUCUUAAUCACUGGAGCUACCGGCUUUGUAGGAAAGGUCUUGGUAGAGAAAAUAUUAAGAGUUCAACCAGACGUGAAAAGGCUCUAUCUUCUUUUAAGAGCUUCCGAUGCCAACUCUGCCACACAACGCAUGCAUAAUGAGAUUACAGGGAAAGAGUUGUUCAGGGUUCUGAGGGAGAAAUUAGGUGCAGAUUUUGAUUCUUACAUAUUGGAAAAAGUUGUUGCUCUGUCGGGAGAUGUAAUUUUUCAAGAUCUAGGAGUGAAGCCAGUCAAACUAAAGGAAGAGAUGUGCAAUGAAGUACAAAUCAUACUUAAUUCUGCAGCAAUCACUAGGUUUGAUGAAAGGUAUGAUGUUGCGUUGGAUGUGAAUACAUUUGGAGUUUUGAAUAUGUUGGACUUUGCAAAAAAAUGCUUGAAAUUGGAGAUGGUUGUCCACGUGUCAACAGCUUAUGUGUGUGGUGAAAGGGCAGGGCUGAUACUAGAGGACUCCUCUUCAAUGGAUGAGAUGGCAAAAAAACCCAGUAAAUUUGACUUGAAAUCGCAGGAAAAGAAAAUGGUGGAGAACAAGUUGAAAGAACUACAAGCACAAAACGCUUCAGAAGAAGUUAUAACAAGUGCAAUGAAGGACUUAGGCACCGCAAGGUCUAAGUUGUACGGGUGGGCAAAUACCUAUGUGCUUACAAAGGUGAUGGGAGAAAUGUAUCUAGGACAUGCAAAAGGUAAUCUAUCUGUUGCUAUUAUACGUCCAACUAUGAUUACAAGUACAUACAAGGAGCCAUUUUCAGGCUGGAUCGAAGGUUUCAGAACAUAUGAUAGUGUAAUUGGUGGUUACUGGAAAGGGAAGCUCACAGGCAUACCUGUCGAUCCUAUGUCAGUAGUGGAUAUGAUUCCAGUUGACAUGGUGGUAAAUUCAAUAAUUACAGCGAUGGUCGUUAAUGCAAACAAAUCUGGCAAAAUCAUUUACCACCUGGGAACUUCAUUGAGAAAUCCCUUAACAUUUUCUGAUUUUAACAACUUUAUGUUCCAAUACUGCACCAAAAAUCCAUGGCUUAACAAUGAUGGAAGCCCAGUCAAGGUUGGAAAGUUGAAAAUGUUGAGGAGUAUGGACACUUUUCAUUUGUACAUGCAAAUACCAUUACAGGUAUUAAAGUUCAUGAACAAGGAAUUUGACCAAUAUUUCCAAGACGUAUACGUUAACUAUAACAGGAAAGUCAAAUUAGUGAAACGGUUGGUUGAGUUCUACAGAGCAUAUUUGCUAUUCAAGGGCAUCUUUGAUGACACCAAUGCAGAAGAGUUGCGAAGGAUAGCAAGUGAGAACUACACAGAUGCAGACAAUUUUAAUUUUGAUCCAAAGUGCAUAGAUUGGGAAGACUACUAUAUGCAUACUCACAUUCCUGGCUUUGCAAAGCAUGUUGUCAUCAAACACAGCCAAAGUCGACUUUGAAUGAAUAAAUUACUUCUUGCACUGAUAUUACAGGAAGGAGAAUAAUAAGUGUAAUGGCUAUAAAGAGUUUACGAGUGUUGUAUAAAGAUCUAGCUAUAAUAGGUACAUUUU
This is a messenger RNA of Rosa chinensis, 1897 nucleotides long. RefSeq names its product fatty acyl-CoA reductase 3. Gene Ontology annotation, molecular function: alcohol-forming very long-chain fatty acyl-CoA reductase (NADP+) activity. Lineage: Eukaryota; Viridiplantae; Streptophyta; Magnoliopsida; Rosales; Rosaceae. Gene Ontology annotation, cellular component: intracellular membrane-bounded organelle. The coding region runs from base 302 to 1786 and encodes 494 amino acids. The record is from RefSeq and is a predicted model, not a curated record. The transcript is spliced from 10 exons. Gene Ontology annotation, biological process: suberin biosynthetic process; long-chain fatty-acyl-CoA metabolic process.